Cuscuta campestris is the source of this 1384-nucleotide messenger RNA. The record is from the annotation of a GenBank genome assembly. Lineage: Eukaryota; Viridiplantae; Streptophyta; Magnoliopsida; Solanales; Convolvulaceae.
GGAGAUAAUGUCCUUACAGCUGACACAUCGAUCAGACCGCAUUUGGAAAGAUCCAUUGUAUGUGGAUACAAAAGUUCGUCAUGCAAGGCUUGGAGAAUGUCUAGUGGAGAGGUGAAGAAAGUCUCCCGUGAAGAUAUUCAACUGAAAAUUUUCCCAAUGAGCAGGCCGACAAAUUUUCACUACUACAACUAACUGCUCAGGUGCAAAAUCUUAUAGAACGGUGCCUGCAGCUUUACAUGAACCAGAAAGAGGUUGUGAGUACCCUCCUACAUCAAGCCAAAAUUGAGCCAGGCUUUACUGAACUUGUGUGGCAAAAGCUUGAAGAAGAAAAUCAGGAAUUCUUCACGGCAUACCGUUUGAGGUUAAUGGUGAAGGACCAAAUACUGAGAUUCAAUGAGUUGCUUGAGAGACAGGCUAAACUAAUGAACCAGAUAUGUCCGGCUGGAGUGAGUUCGAUUCCCUUGACCAAAGGUGGAACUCAAAUACUCUCAUUGCAUGAGAAUACCUGCACAACAACUGAAAACACUGGGCCAGUCAUGAAGGUUGAAACGAUGAACCAAAAUAUGAAUGCCAGUUUACUUAAUGCUUACUCAAACGUGUCCACACUACAAACACAUAUUCAAACUGCACUUGACAUGUCUCCUCAUUCGCGGAGGAUUAGUGUCUUACCAAGCACACUACUCGCUCAAAAUGCCAAUGUUGGGUUGAUGCAUGGAGGACGACCGAUGAAAUCAGAAGCAGCUGCAGCUUAUCAUCCUGCCAAUUCUAAUUUCUUGUUUGGAAGUGAAAGCAAUGUUCUGGAAAUCCGUCCAGCGAUCACGGAUGCAUCCAUUUCAUCCUUCAGUAGCGUAGAGUCUAAUUCACAUAGCCUGAACGAGACUGUUUUGGAUGCGGCUGAUACAUCGUUUGGGUUCUUGGGGCAGAUACCCCGAAACUUCAGUUUGUCAGAUUUGACAGCUGACUUUGCUAACAGUUCAGAUAUUUUAGAGAGCUAUUCGAGAUCGCCCUUUCUACCUUCCGACACAGAUAGCUUUCUGGAUCCUCAUGGUACAAUAGAACACCAAGGUCCAUUUGUUCCAUAGGUUAACCUCUGGAAGGUUUUGUAAAUAAGGGACUGGGUCAUGAAAAGAUUCUCAGAAUGUGAAGAAUUAGAUUAUGAUGACGUCCGGGUUCACAGAAGGAUGGAAUACAUAUUAACAAUUUGGAGGAAUGGGUUUGGUGUAUAUGUGCAUUUAUUUGUUUUGUGCAAAUAGUUUUACAGGACAAAAUAUGAACAGUACGAAUCUCGCAUUGUAUUGUGGCGGUAAAGUAAUGUAUAUUCAUUAUACCCAGUAAUUAAAUUGCAACUCAUAUAUGUAUUCCUAGUGGUGUUACUGAAUCAGUU